Pipistrellus nathusii (Nathusius's pipistrelle) is the source of this 651-nucleotide messenger RNA. NCBI's taxonomy places the organism in Eukaryota, Metazoa, Chordata, Mammalia, Chiroptera, Vespertilionidae. The record is from the annotation of a GenBank genome assembly.
AUGGGUCCCAGAAACCCCUCUCCCGGUCCCUUAUCAGAAUCAGAAAGUGAGGAAGAAGAAAACGCUAACUACCUAAAUGAGAGUUCUGGGGAAGAGUGGGAUUCCUCUGAAGAAGAGGACCCUGUGGUGCCCAACCUGACCCCUCUGGAGAGUCUUGCCUGGCAGGUUAAGUGCCUUUUAAAAUAUUCAACUACUUGGAGACCUUUAAAUCCUAAUUCCUGGUUAUAUCAUGCUAAACUCUUAGAUCCAAACACACCAGUCCAUAUACUUCGAGAGAUAGGUCUAAGGCUCUCCCAUUGCUCCCACUGUGUACCCAAACUCGAACCCAUUCCUGAGUGGCCACCUCUGGCUUCUUGUGGUGUCCCACCUUUUCAAAAGCCGCUGACAAGUCCCAGCCGGCUUUCCAGAGAUCACGCUACUUUAAAUGGAGCGCUGCAAUUUGCCACCAAACAAUUAAGCCGAACCUUGAGUAGAGCCACUCCCAUCCCUGAAUUCCUAAAACAGAUCCCUAAUUCGUGUGUUUCUGGUUGUUGCUGUGGCUGGUUAACUAAAACAGUUAAGGAAACAACCCGCACUGAACCCAUCAACACCACUUACUCUUACACUGACUUCCAGAAGGCAGUUAACAAACUCCUAACUACAUCCCUGUAA